Messenger RNA from Tachysurus vachellii, 3903 nucleotides. Its product is annotated as serine-rich adhesin for platelets-like. The transcript has 12 exons. The coding region runs from base 841 to 3051 and encodes 736 amino acids. NCBI's taxonomy places the organism in Eukaryota, Metazoa, Chordata, Actinopteri, Siluriformes, Bagridae. The record is from RefSeq and is a predicted model, not a curated record.
CUUGAUUAAGAUGCUCUCAUUUCUGACAGGAAGGUUUGGCACUCUGUAUGACCUGGAAUACACAGGCUCUGUGGUAGAUUAUCUGAAGGCGGAGUUGCGUCCCGUGGAGUGUUUGGAAAGACGAGCGUGGGUUCACAGGAAGCUCUCUGUCUGCUGAACGGAGGAGAGAGAACAGCUGGUCAGGAUGAAUGGACAGAGACCUUUACAGAGGUUGAUGUACACUCCAUCUACUUCAGUGAGCAAGAUCUGUUUCUUCCUGAAGAUGUGUUAAUCAAUGAGAAUUGGCUGAAGAGUCAUCUCCCUUCUCUCACCACCUUAAUGAAGAGGUUAAAACCUUAUCCUGUGUCAGAUCUACCGGAUCUCCAUCAAACUGGAUCAAUGCUCAUAGAGGAGUUCUCACCGUACUCUGCUGUGCCAUAUGAUGCAGUGGCUAGCUGCUCCACUCCUCAGUGGGAUAUUGAAGAGUUCAGGAAAGAGAUGAUUCUGGAUGCAGAAGAUCUGAAGCUGCCAGAUUUUAUUGAAACUGAUGUGCCUCAGAGCCCAGAGCUCCUCCCUUGUCAUCUAAGUAAACUGCAGGACACUCUGAACCUGAGUCCAGAACCAGAUAAAGAGCACAGAUCUGUAUUAGACACCCUCAGGAGAGGCAUGGAAACAUCAUCAGAGUGGGAGACUUUCAGUACUCCUGUGAUUGACCUUACUGUCUCCUCUGCUGAAAGGACAUUGUCUCCAUGUAUAUAAGCUUUUUGAAAUCCUGAUACAAAUUUAUCAUCUUACUGGUAAUUUUUCUGAAUUUAAUUUCCUUAUUUUUAAGUUCCUUUCAGGUCCUAUGUGGAACUGGAGAUGGACCUGAUUCUGUCGCCGCCUUCUCCUCCUCCUCCUCCUGACUCGAAGGUCAGAGCUGAUCUGUGUCUGUCUACCAUUCGGAUCUCAGCUGAGACCCUUUCACCCAUCAACAGAGUGCGUUUGCUCUCAGACAAUGAGCGUGAGGUCCUGGAGAAAGACAUGUGGGUGGCAGAGAAACAUCCUCAGUGUGUAUCUAGACUUCUGCUAGCAGAACCGGGGAGACCUGAACCUCCAGUGAGAUGUCACUCUAUCUCUGAGCUGCUUUCCUCGCUGCAGACUGAGCCAGAAUGUGAUGACACAGACAGGUCUUCCUCCAUUUUACUCUUGCCACUGAAGACCCCUGAUCCCGUUCUCCAACAGGCACUGACUGUAGAGACCCACACAGCUGUGAACACACCGAACACACAGCCAGAGGUGGACAUGACAGAGCAGUUCACACCUCUCACUCUCUCUCACAUCGAUGACUUGCUGGGUGACUCUGAAAAUGUGGUGCAUUCAGCUUCAGCUAUUGUGGAGAGCAGAGCUACAGAGACUGAAGUUCCUUCUGUGGUAUGCAGGAGCAAAACUGCCACAUUUAUUCUACAGGAGUAUGACUCUCAGAAACUAAGCACUGAUAAAGACUGUGCUCUGUCAAAGUCUAGUCCAGUUGCUUGCCAUCCACUGACCAGGAAAUCUAGUGAUCCGUCUGACAACACAGUUAAACACUCGAGUCUGCUGAAGUCUGGAUCAAAGUCAGCUCCCUAUAAUUAUUCAGUAAAAACCGCUCAUGCUAAUAAAAAUGACCCGAGUGUCUCUAAGAAACAGGAGAACUCGCAGAGGUCAGGUUCUGUCAGUGAUUCAGUGAGUGGUACAGAUACAAACACAAGUCUGCUGAAGUCAUCAUCACAUACAGCCACCCACAAGCUGCUGACAAAGGACAACCAAAAGGAGCUGAUUAGAACUGAUAAUAAUCCAAGUAGUACAAAUUACGUACAUACGUUCUCUGAGAAUGCAAUAUUUCAGAAACAAAAUUUUAUACUGCAGUAUGCAUACACAACUGCUCAAAAUUAUUCAACAGAAAACACCAAAACAAACACCAUUGUUAGUAGGAGUAAUCCAAAUAAGCUCUCUUCUGAGACUACCACUAUAGACAGAGAUCUGAAUCUCUGCCGUUCACCAAGGGAAUAUUCUACAAGUGCUCAGAUAGAACAGCGACUAGAGAUCCACAACAACACAAAUCAUCAUAAUCUCUCAACUGACAAACCCUUAAACAGAGCAGGUUCCUUACCAACCCCAGGAGAUGCACAUGAAUAUUCAAACAAAGCCACGGAUUCAGAGCAACUGCUUUCACCUAACCUGUGUCACAAAUAUUUGUUUUCUGAGAACAUGGCUGAAAAGGAACACUCUGGAUUGCAGCAGGCAAAGAUGGCUUACAGUUAUUCAGCCACUCACACUCAGCCUGGUCCUAGUAAUCCUACAAGUCCUCCUAGUAAUAUUUCUGAGAAUCCAGCCAAAAGCUUUGUUUUGCUGAAUUCUUUAUCAACCCCACUCAGUCACAGAGGGACAAUGUCACACACUUCAAAUGCUUCAGACAAACGGUUCACUGUGCCCCAGAAUUCAGGAAUGACCCCAACGCCAUCCGGACCUUCAGCACCAAGGAGCAGCAAUGGAGAGAAAGAGAUGUCAUCUGUCUGGGGACCUCAGGAGUGCUUGGACCCUGUGACUUCUUUUAUGAUGCUGAGAGGUGUCCUGAAGUUUACAGUGGAACAAAAACCUGAAGCAACACCACUGUGCAGCACAGGGACAGAACUUUCUCAAAAGUCUACACUGAAGUUCACAGAUGGUUCAAAUAGGACGGUACUAGAGCAGGUCCCAGAGAUGAAGAUGAACACUGAGUCCAGCCCUCCUGUUCUGAAAAGACCCUUCUGUACAACUGUACAUGUGCCACCUACAGACACAGAGAGAGCUGCGUACAGGGAGCUGCAUUCACUGGCCCACCCUGUCCUUUGCAGGAUAAUCGAGUCAGGCGCUCUGAGAAAUACAGACUUCAGCAGCCUGACUCCUGAACACACUCGAGUCUGUCUCAAACAGCAGGAGAAGCUGCUCAGUACAGGACAGGGUCAGACACACACCAACAUUGGCACCAAACACACAUUAACACACACUACAGCAACACAACUGACAUGGCAGAUUAGUGAUAUACUGACCAGUGCGAUAGCAGAGCUUUAGGAGAUCUAAUUUAGAGUAUAUCAUUAUGUACAUUAAAUAAUCUCUUAAUUAAUGUUCAUGAUUUAAUGCCACUUAAGUGUGUGUCAGAUGUGUACAACUGUGUGCCAGUUAGGCAGGGAAUGUGUGUAUAAAGACGUAGACCUGCUUCAUACAUUAGUCACAUUAAAGGACCUGCUGCUCAGGUGUGACCUCAACACUGCAACAGGUAAACACACACUCUGAACUCUAAACCCUCCUUUCUCAUUCUGUUUUCUGGUAUCUAUGAGAUGUGAGAGUUAACAUUGUGUAUGUUUGUGUGAGGCCAUCUGGAGAAGGCACAUGCCACCUGUACAAUGGCUGGUCUGAGAGAGCUGCUGAGGAAGUUUCAGGUGCUGCAGUAUCUAAGCAGGAAGUGGGUGCAGCCUCAGCUCAGAGUGCAGCACCUGCAGGAACAGAUCUGCACUUGGCUGCAAAGAACAUCCUUUCAGAAAGUGAGACAUUUGGGCAGUGUCCCAAAUAUACAGUAAAUGCUCACUGGGUAGAGGACAUUACAGCACUGAGUGAUUUUUGUUGUGUGUGAAUGCGUGUUUAGAUUCUGAUCGUGGUGGCAGUAGAGAAUGUAAGAGAGGAGUUAGUGAUGGCUCUUAGUCAGAUUCCAGGUCAGAUUGUUCAUCAGACACUGUUCUUUUUAACAACAGGGAAAAGUGGCAACACUGGACACUGUGUGUGUGUGUGUGUGUGUGUGUGUGUGUGUGUGUGUGUGUGUGUGUGUGUGUGAUAACUAGGAAAUUCGGUAGCUGCACUUACACCAGAACAGGACAGCAGUGUGGACAUUAAGACUGUUACAGACAGGUGUGUUUUGUGAGUGUAUGU